AUGGACGAUGAUGUCUCUUCCAGCAGUGACGAGGAAGAGCAAACCGAGCGCCCGUAUAACGAGUUGUUGCAACUACUUCAGACCGAUGCCGAUUCUAAAGGACCAGCUCGCAAGCGGAGAAAGGUUGACAACGAUACCAGUGAUACCAAGGUGGCUGCGGCGGAAGAGGCCGAGGAAGAGGCUGAGGCCGAUGCUCUGCAAGAUCAGGCUCCGUCAGAUGAUGAGGAAGAGGCUCAAGACGACGAGGACGACGAUGCUGCUGGUCCUUUCGAGAAGCACUUCAACUUGCCCGAUGGGUCGGAUCUUUCCAAGAAGAUUGAGCAAAUCCAAGCGAACAAAUGGGUGUCGGCCAAGAAAGAAGCAGACGGUUUGCGCUUCGUGCAGUCAAUCCCGGAUAUGGGAGACGCCGCAUCGCUACUACCAGCCAUCAAGAGCACUGCGAACCUUAAGCUCAAAAAUAAACUCAAACCCCGCGUCGCCGAACUCUUGCCGACAAUCAGCGGCUCCGCCCAGCACCUCGCCCCAUACAUCUUCGAUUACCAGGAUCUACUCUUUGGGUCGCGAACGGCCAGCAAUGCGGAUAGCAUGCGCGAGCUUGCGGCCCUUCACACAGUCAACCAUCUCAUCAAGACUCGCGACCAAGUCCUGAAGAAUAAUGCCCGUCUGGCCAAGGACCCCGAUACCGAUAUCGAGUGCCGGGAUCAGGGUUUCACCCGGCCCAAGGUCCUCUACAUCCUCCCAACACGACAAGCCUGUGUGCGCGUCGUCAAUGCAAUUGCCCGGAUCUACCAAGCUGAGCAGCACGAGAACAAGAAGCGCUUCACUGACAGCUUCUCCUCGCCCGAUGAUGCUUCUUGGGAGAACAAGACGGAGGAUUUCCGCGAACUGUUUGGCGGCAAUGACGACGAUAUGUUCCGGCUGGGAUUGAAGUUUACCCGCAAGACUGUGAAGUACUUUGCGCAAUUCUACAACUCGGAUGUUAUUCUGGCCAGUCCGCUCGGUCUACGUACCAUCAUGGACCAAGCCGAUGCCAAGAAGCGAGACCACGACUUCCUCUCCUCCAUCGAAGUAGUCGUCGUCGACCACGCCGACGCUCUCCUCAUGCAGAACUGGGACCACAUCUCCUUCAUCUUCCAGCAUCUAAACCAGCAACCCAAGGAAGCCCACGGCUGCGACUUCAGCCGAGUCCGCAACUGGUACCUAGACAACCACGCCCGCCACAUCCGCCAAACAAUCGUCCUAGCCUCAUUCAUAACGCCAGAAAUCAACUCCCUCUUCUCAACACACAUGCAAAACACCUCCGGCCGCAUCAAAAUAACGCCCACCCACGCCGGCGCCAUAACCGACCUCCCCCUCCCCGUCUCCGUAAAGCAAACAUUCACCCGAAUCGACAGUCUCUCCCCAUCAAAGGAUCCAGACGCCCGCUUCAAACACUUCACCACAACAAUCCUCUCAACACUGGUGAAAAGUAUCACAGGCCGCAGUAACAAAGGUGGCGCGGGAACUCUCAUCUUCGUCCCCUCGUACCUCGAUUUCGUCCGUGUGAGAAAUCACUUCGCUACAUCGGCGCAAACGACGAAUGUUUCCUUCGGCGCGAUUUCCGAGUACACCGAGCCGCGGGAAGCGUCGCGUGCGCGGAGUCACUUUGUCACGGGUAGACAUUCCGUGUUGCUUUAUACGGAGCGCGCGCAUCAUUUCCGCAGGAAUCAGAUCCGUGGUGUGCGACGGGUGAUUAUGUAUGGUGUUCCUGAGAAUCCGGUCUUCUAUGGCGAGAUUGUGGGCUUUUUGGGGCUCGAUCCGGCGGCGGUUGUUGAGGCUGCGGAGGGUGGGGUGCGUGUUUUGUUCUCUAAGUGGGAUGCGCUGAAGUUGGAGCGUGUGGUGGGGACGUCCAGGGUGGGGAAUAUGCUGCGUGAGAGGGGAGGGGAUACUUUUACUUUUGUUUAG
Messenger RNA from Penicillium cosmopolitanum, 1944 nucleotides. Its product is annotated as UTP25 family protein. The record is from RefSeq and is a predicted model, not a curated record. Gene Ontology annotation, biological process: maturation of SSU-rRNA from tricistronic rRNA transcript (SSU-rRNA, 5.8S rRNA, LSU-rRNA). Gene Ontology annotation, molecular function: rRNA binding; U3 snoRNA binding. Bases 1 to 1944 code for a protein of 647 amino acids. The transcript has 3 exons. NCBI's taxonomy places the organism in Eukaryota, Fungi, Ascomycota, Eurotiomycetes, Eurotiales, Aspergillaceae. Gene Ontology annotation, cellular component: small-subunit processome; nucleolus.